UCGGCGCGGGAGGCGGUGCGGGAUGGCGGGGCCCGGCGUGCGCUCGGUGCUGGGCACCAUGGAGUUCGGGCGGCGGGCCGGGCCGGAGGCCAGUGGGGCCAUGCUGCGCGCCUUCCUGGUCCGCGGGCACGUCCUGCUGGACACGGCGCACAUGUACGCGGGGGGCGAGUCGGAGCGCAUCCUGGGCGCCCUGCUGGCGGCCGAGCCCGGCGCGGCUGGGAGAGUCAAAAUAGCCACGAAGGCGAAUCCUUGGGAGGGCAAAACCCUGAAGGCUGAGAGCGUCCGGUUGCAGCUGGAGGAGUCUCUUCAGCGGCUGCAGCUGCAGAGCGUGGACCUCUUCUACCUCCACGCCCCGGACCACGAGACCCCCAUGGAAGAGACACUGCGGGCCUGCAAUGAGCUUCACAAAGAGGGGAAGUUUAAGGAGCUCGGCUUGUCCAACUAUGCAUCUUGGGAGGUGGCAGAAAUCUGCACCCUUUGCAAAACCAACCGGCUGCUGCUGCCGACGGUGUACCAGGGCAUGUAUAAUGCGACAACACGCCAGGUGGAGAAGGAGCUGUUUCCCUGUCUCAGGCACUUUGGAAUGAGCUUCUACGCUUACAACCCCCUGGCCGGGGGGCUCCUGACAGGGAAGUACAAGUACGAAGAUAAAGACUUAAGUCAGCCACCAGCUGGCCGUUUUUUUGGGAACGACUGGGCCAAAAUCUACCGGGACAGGUACUGGAAGCAGCACCACUUCGAGGGAGUAUCCCUGAUCCAAAGCGCUCUCCGAGAGGCAUAUGGCUCAAACCCUCCCACUUUGACCUCGGCCGCCCUGCGCUGGAUCUACCACCACUCGGAGCUGCAGGGGAAGUACGGGGACGCUGUGAUCAUUGGGAUGUCCAACAUGGACCAGCUUCAGGAGAAUCUCCGGUCCAACGAGGAGGGGCCUCUCGUCCCAGGCGUGGUGGCAGCCUUCGAAAGGGCGUGGCACCUCACAGCCCACGACUGCCCCAAUUACUUCCGCUGAAGGCACGCUGGUGGGUCUCCCUUCUUGGAUAAGCAGUUGACCAGAAUUAAAUGGAGCUCUCUGCAGG
Molecule: messenger RNA, 1076 nt
Organism: Candoia aspera
Lineage: Eukaryota; Metazoa; Chordata; Lepidosauria; Squamata; Candoiidae
Product: aflatoxin B1 aldehyde reductase member 2-like
Exons: 7
Coding region: 23-1009 (328 amino acids)
Molecular function (GO): oxidoreductase activity
Source: RefSeq, a predicted model, not a curated record